UUCAUUGAGCGCACAUUCGGCCUAACGAUGAAUUUUCGGUUAUACCUAUUGCUAAUACCAUUAAUAUAUGUGGCGAUUGAGUGCAAUGUCGUGGCGGCCGAAGACCUGAUCAAAGAUGAAGCGCAGGCCAUAGCGUAUCUGAAUAGAGUGAAUACCAAUUUAGCCACAGAAAUGAACAAAAACACUGAGGCAGAGUGGAACUACGCCACCGACAUCAGAGAUAGCACCGCUAAGGCCAGGGAAGAAGCGACCAAAGCGUUCAACGCGUUUCAAAAGGAACAGUCAAUUGAAACCAAGAAAUACGACUGGACUAACUUUGAGCCCAAAAACAAGCGACAGUUUGAGAAACUGGCAAUCAUUGGCACCGCAGCCCUCACCGGCGACGACGAGCAAAAUUAUAUAAAAGCGACGAGUAAUAUGGAGACCACGUACAGCACAGCCAAAGUGUGCCUGGGAGAAUGCACCUGCAAUUGCAACCAAGAACUGGACCCUCAUCUAAAUAAAAUAAUGGCCGAAUCAAAGGAUUACGCCCUUUUAGAAGAGGUUUGGACCAAAUGGAGAGAUGUGUCGGGAAAACUCAUGCGAAAGGAUUUCAUUGAAUAUUAUACGUUAGGCAACAAAGCGGCCACUCUUAACAAAUUGCCCAAUAAAGAGUUUAAAACGCUGGACGAUCUGUGGCUCUUCCCGUGGGAAACACCGGAUAUUAAGACACAAACUGAAGACUUGUGGAAAAAAUUGAACCCAUUCUACGAGAAACUUCACGCAUAUGUGAGGAAACAUCUGAAGAAAGCAUAUCCCGACAAAUUGCCCACAGACGGCACUAUACCCGCACAUCUGUUGGGCAAUAUGUGGGCACAACAGUGGAGUAAUAUCAUGAAUACGGUUCCCGGUGUGGAUCCAUAUCCAGACAUUAAAACAAUUGAUGUGACGGAGGAAAUGGUGAAACAGGAAAAAACGGCCAAGGACAUGUUUGAUUUGGCCGACAAAUUCUUCGGCGAUUUAGGUCUCGAGAGAAUGACACAAAAGUUUUGGGAUAAUCACGCCUCCGCCUGGGAUUUCUACACAACGGCUGGCGAUGAUUUCCGGAUCAAACAGUGCACAAACAUCAAUAUGGAGGACCUGAUCACUGUUCACCACGAAAUGGGACACAUCGAGUACUUUAUGCAAUAUAAAAACCAACCGGUCAUUUACAGGGAUGGCGCCAACGCUGGCUUUCACGAAGCGAUAGGUGAUUUGUUGGCACUGUCUGUGUCGACACCAAACCAUUUGAAGAAAAUAGGACUUUUGACAUUAGAUUCGAUAGAUAAGGAUAAAGUGAAUAUCAAAUACCAGCUUAAGAUGGCUUUAGACAAACUCGCAUUCUUGCCGUUCGGCUUCAUUAUGGAUAAGUAUCGAUGGGAUGUCUUCUCCGGCACCACAUCUUCCGACCACCUGAACAAACACUGGUGGGAACUGAGAGGUAAAUACCAGGGACUGUCGCCACCCGUCAAACGUAGCGAAGAUGACUUUGACCCUGGUGCUAAAUACCACAUUCCCGCUAGUGUUGAAUACAUUAGAUACUUUGUCUCGCAUUUACUGCAGUUUCAGUUUCACAAAGCGUUGUGCAGUUUCAGCCAAAAGGAUGUCCCACUCUAUGAGUGCGAUAUCGAUGGCGACAGAGAGGCCGGCGCUAAAUUGAAAGCAAUGUUAGAAUUGGGCUCAUCCAAGCCAUGGCCAGAACAGCUCAAACUCCUGACCGGAAGCGAAACGAUGGACGUCCAGCCAUUGCUUGAUUAUUUCCAGCCGUUGAGCACAUUCCUUGACCAGCAAUUGGUCGGUGAACCAAAAGGGUGGGAAUUCAAGGUUGACGAUUACGUCGGCGGCGCCCACACAGUGAUCACUUCACUAACACUUAUUCUUACCACAAAAGCGGCACAAAACGAGUUGAUAAGCGACGAGAAGGCGGGCGCCGAAUAUCUGGCAUCACUGGAGUCCAAAAUCACGGGUUGGGGUAAUAAGGCGUCGAUCAUUAAUUGGGCCCACGAUUCAGACAUCAAUGAAAAGACAUUAGCGGCUAAGACAAAAAUGGCCAAAGAAUUCAACGCAUACCAAAAACAACAGGCCAUCGACACAAAGAAGUACGACUGGUCUAACUUUUUACCACAUAAUAAGAGACAGUUUGAAAAGUUGGCGAUUAUUGGCACCUCUGCUCUCGACACUGAAGAUGAGAAAAAGAUGAUUAAAAUCGGCACUAAUAUGGAAAAGGCUUACAGCACUGGCAGAGUGUGUGUUAAAGAGAACUGUAUGCUAGAAUUGGAUCCAGAUCUAUAUAAAAUAAUGGCCGAUUCGAAGGACUAUGAUGAAUUAUUGGAGACGUGGGUUAACUGGAGGAACGCCACGGGCAAGAAAAUGCGCAAAGACUACAUCAGUUACGUUGGUUUUGUCAAUAAGGCGGCCAAACUCAAUGAAUUACCCAAUAGAAAGUUUGAAACAUUUGACGAUCUGUGGCUCUUCUCGUGGGAAACGCCGGACAUUAAGAACCAAACGGAGAGUCUAUUGAAUGAAUUGAUGCCUUUCUAUCGCAAACUUCACGCAUAUGUGAGGAAACAUCUGAAGAAAGCAUAUCCCGGAAAAAUACCUAAAGACGGGACAAUACCGGCCCAUAUAUUGGGCAAUAUGUGGGCACAACAGUGGAGUAAUACCAUGAAAACCGUUCCCGGAGUGGAUCCAUAUCCGAAAAUCGCUACCAUUGAUGUUACAAAAGAAUUAUUAAAACAGAACUAUACGGCUAAACGUAUGUUUGAAAUGGGAGACAAAUUCUUCCAGGAUUUGGGUCUUCAGAAAUUAACGGAUAAGUUCUGGGAAAUGUCUAUUUUGGAGAAGAUUCCCAAUAAAGAGAUGGUCUGUCACGCCUCUGCCUGGGAUUUUAGCUCCGAAGCUAAGGAUGAUUACCGGAUUAAAAUGUGCACAAAUAUCAACAUGGUCGAUUUUAUCACAAUACACCACGAGUUGGGACACAUCCAGUAUUACAUGCAAUACGCCGACAAACCGGCGUCCUUUCGGGAAGGCGCUAAUCCGGGCUUUCACGAGGCUAUCGGCGAUCUGUUGGCUCUGUCGGUGUCGACACCGAAACACUUGCAAAAAGUGAAACUAUUGAAAAUCGAUGAAUCGGUAGAUCUCAAGAAAAUCACCAUAAAAUACCAGAUGAAGAUGGCGUUGGAUAAGCUGGCGGUGUUACCAUGGGCUUUUCUCGUCGACAAGUGGCGGUGGGAUGUGAUGUCGGGUGAGGCCAACAUCAAUCAUAUCAACAAACGGUGGUGGGAAUUGAGGGGCAAAUAUCAGGGCGUAUCGCCGCCCGUCAAGCGCAGCGAAAGCGAUCUCGAUCCCGGCGCUAAAUAUCAUAUACCCUUUUGCGUUGAGUAUAUCAGAUAUUUUGUGUCACAUGUACUGCAGUUUCAGUUUCACAAAGCGUUGUGUAGUUUCAGCCAAAAGGAUGUCCCGCUCUAUGAGUGCGAUAUCGAUGGCGACAAAGAGGCCGGCGAUAAGUUGAAAAAUAUGUUAACAUAUGGUUCGUCGGAGUUAUGGCCACUACAGCUCAAACAGAUGACCGGCACCGAGAAGAUGGACGUUCAGCCGCUGCUCGAGUACUUCCAACCAUUGCAAGAGUUUUUGGACAAUGAGUUAAAGGGAGAGAAAAUUGGAUGGGAUUUCAAUGUUGAAGACUAUUUCGAUAAUUCUCUCACAUUUUUCAACACUUUGGAUACUAAUAAGAAGCGGAAAUCGGCACACGUUUGACACCCAUUAGAUCUGUCCACCAAUUAAUAC
Molecule: messenger RNA, 3804 nt
Organism: Medioppia subpectinata
Lineage: Eukaryota; Metazoa; Arthropoda; Arachnida; Sarcoptiformes; Oppiidae
Source: the annotation of a GenBank genome assembly